Messenger RNA from Nilaparvata lugens (brown planthopper), 6827 nucleotides. RefSeq lists its product as uncharacterized. The record is from RefSeq and is a predicted model, not a curated record. The transcript is spliced from 16 exons. Gene Ontology annotation, biological process: signal transduction. Bases 143 to 4882 code for a protein of 1579 amino acids. Lineage: Eukaryota; Metazoa; Arthropoda; Insecta; Hemiptera; Delphacidae.
CUGAGUUUUAAUCUGUGUACUUUUGCAGUUGUAAUGUGAUUCAGGUUCAGAGUGUUUGUGAUUUACUAGUAAUACAUUAUUUGCUACAUUAUUAAUAAUACAUAAAUUUGUGUUUCUUUGAAUAAGGAUAUCCAAUGUUAAGAUGAGAUCUGCAAGAGGAUUAUAUUGGCUGUUACCUGUGUUAUUGUGUCUUAUAUCAUCUGAAGCAGUACAAGAUGGAAAUAAGUUUGAAGCAGGGGAAAUUCAAAGAGAAAUAGACAAUGAGAUAGCAAAAUAUUUGGAAGACGUGAAAAAAGUUCUUCACAAGGACGAGAAACGGAAAUUGAUGAAGAGAAGUACAUCAGCAAGCGGGAUCAACCUCUCAAAAUUGGAAGAGGCUCCAAGAUUCUCGUCCAUUGAAAGGCUCUAUGAACUCCCGGACCCUUUUGCUGUGGAUGCUGUUCUAUUUUGCUUGCCAGCUGAGAAAGAUGGAGAUGAAAAGUGUUUCGCGGCCUCUCUUCUCACGUCGGACGCUGAGAAUGUUGAUCAACUUGUUCUCUAUACGCUGAAUGGAGAUAAAUUCUUGAUAUCUGAUAGAACAGAGGUGAAGAACGGUCGAAGCUUGGCCACUCACAACAUUGGCGGUGUCCAGUACAUUGUUGUGGCCGAGAAUCGCCUCGUCGAUGCGAAUGAAACAGUCAGCGAUCUGUAUGUGUCGCCGGUGUAUGCUGUCGACAACCAGACGGGCCGUCUGCGACGUCUGCAUUAUCUGGGUGAUGGCCAUCUCACCGAUGCUAUCAUCUGGGAACAGAAAGGCACCGACAAUGUAUUCUUGGCUACAGCUUCUGCAGCCAUUGAAGGAAGCCAGCCUGGAGACGUGAGCCAUGUCUACAGGUGGAUGGGUAACCAUUUUGACAUGACACACAUCGUCGCCACCAGCAAUGCCUCCCGGAUCACCCACUUCACGAUUGGCGGAAACAUGUUUCUUGCUGUAGCCAAUGCUGGCACCGAUGCGGCAAACAUGUUUUCUGCUGUCUACAUGUACAAUUUGCAUGAGGAGAGGUUUGUUCUGCACCAGAAACUACCAACGCACAGUGCCACCGACAUCAAAUCGUUCACUCUACACUUGGCUGAAGGCAGUGAGACAUUUCUGGCAGUAACCAGCAGAGGUCACAACAAUCACCCUUCUGUUAUUAUCUACAAACUGUUGCCCGAUUCCUACCACUUUGUGCCGAUGCAGUUACUGCCGUUAGAGGAUAUAGAAGGCACAGAGGGCAGAGAUGACAUAAAGGGCACAGAAGGCAUGAAGGGCACAGAAGGCACAAAGGGCAUAGAAGAAGGUGCCGAGCUGUUGUUACCAGUGGUGCAUGAGGAUGCUAGCGGGGUCCUCGCCUCGGUUCUGCUUGUUGCAAGCCGCAAGUGGGGUGUCAAGGUGUACCAGUAUGACGGCUGGAGGUUCGUUCUGUCAGAGACACAGCUGAAUCAACAGGAAUUCGGGCCCGGGGUCAGUUCGAUGCGGCUGUUUCGCUUCAAAGGCAGAAACGUCGUCACCCUUGUCAACAAACGGUCCGUCAGCCUCGUGUUUAGUGUCAAAUGGAAAGUGAAUGACGUCAUGAAAGCGCUCCAAUCACACCUGGAGUCCUGGUGCGACCAAGUGCUCAAAGAAGAAGAAGACCUCGAAACUGCCAGCAACAAUUUACUCCGCGAAGCACAGUGGGCCCCCAAACUGAACGAAUCCUUCGAAACUGGAGGCUGCCUGAUUUUCGACAACCCCAACACUCUAAUCAGAACUGUAGAGAUCACUAACGAUGUCACGAAACCAGACAACGAGGCCGUGAGAAGGAAAUUCGAGGAAGUGAAACAGGAUGUCAGGGAAACUGAAGAAGCCUUGAAAGGAAUCACCAAAGAAUUAAUUUUCGAGGAACCAGUAGUCUUGGAAUCGGCCGACUUUAAGUGUCUCCACGGUUGUGUGUUCUUGAAUUUGGAAAUUGGAACCCUGAACGGUGAAAAUUUCUCAACAUUCCUCGAUAACUCCCACGGACUCAGUGGGAAACACGUUGAUAAAAUCGAAUUUGAGACUCUUAACGUAACCUCACUCAAAACGGUUGACAAAAUUAACGGACGUCCUAUCAAACAUCUAGUUACAAGUGAUGGUGAUGAAGACUUACGGUUUGAUAUUAAUGUCAACGGGAGAGUAACGUUUAACGGCAAAUUAACUGUUAACGGAGAGAUUGAUGGUGUGAAAUUUGACAACAACACCUUGCUUCUGGAUAGUGGUGUCCAAUUUUUCAACAAUUCUAAACUCAGUGUAGAAUCGUUAAUUGUUGACAAACUCACCGUAAAAAAUCAACAACCACAGUUCAAAUCAACAGAAAUAGAUAAUGUGAAAGUGGAUAGCUCGGGAAACAACUUUAUACCAGUUCUUGAUGUGAAGGAUUUGAAACUUGAAGAUAAUAAGAUAUCUGGAGUUGAUUUUGGGGAUUUUGUUGAGAAAACUCUGAAGAAAACUGGUAAUAAGGAGCAGAUUAUUGAAGGAUUCCAUCAUUAUAAAGUGUUGAUAGCUGAUGAAAUUGAGGCCCCCAAUUAUAAACCCAUGUAUAAAAGUGGUGUAGAGCUUCAAGAUAACAAGGUUGGGGAUAAAAUUGUUGAGAAUGGUAAGGCUAGAGGUGAUAAGGUUGAAGAUGUGAUAGAAGAUAAGGUUGGAGAUGUUAAGGCUGAAGAUGUGACAAUUGAUCAAACAAAGAGAGGAAAUUAUGAUGUUGAUAAAAAUUCAGAUCCAAAGUUACCCAAAAAAUGUUCAGGAGCUCAGUGUGUUGAAGAACAGUUUAGGAUUGAUGGAAAUUUUGAAAUUGAUGGCAGUCUGGUGAUAGAGAAUGCUACACUGUUUGUGGAAGAUGUCUACCUAGGACAUGAGAACAUUUCGUUGAGUGAUUUGCUGAAAAAUGGGUUGAAACUUGAUGGUGGGAUGAUUAGUGAUGUGGUGUUCCAAGCUCCAAUCUUUGUGCAACAUCUUGAUGUAGAUUCUGUCAACCAUAUCGAUCCCAACAGUUGGAUUGAUGGGUGUGAUCCAGGAAAUCAACCAAUUGUAGUUACUGGUCAUAAAGUGUUUACAGACAGUUUGAAUCUGGAGCAGGGAGGAUCAGUGACGGGGAAAAUCAAUGAAAUCCCUGUUGAUAGGUUGAUGUUUGACACACUGAGGAAAGAUGGUGAUCAAGAUGUUGAAGGGUUUAAGCAUAUUGGGAAAAUCACUGCUAAAGUGAUUGAGAGUGAUUCCUUGGCGUUGAAGAAUGAUGACGUCACAGGGAAAGCUAAGACUCAUUCUGGGGGUGAUCUGGUUGUGAACCACAUGAAGGGUAGGAUGUUGCGAGCGAAAACUAUCAAUGGUAUAGUUUUAGAGGAUGUUAUCAAUGAUACACUGUUCAAAGACAACAAAACGUACGUAGUUGAGAGUAAAACAACGUUCAUAAACGAUUUAAAAACUGAUGAACUGUUCUGUGAUGAUGUGUAUGAGUUGUCCAAUCACACUAAUGAGCGUAGAAUGACUGGAGAUUCGACCCCUGUUCGAAACACUACAGGUUCUGAAAAUUUGAACCUAACUUCCGCAGAUGUUGAAGGGAAACAGCUGAAAGUUGACCGUCUCUAUUUCACAGGAAGCUUGGAUGGAGUCAGUGCUGAAGACUUCGGGAACUGGUUGCUUGUAGAAGGUGAUCAAACUAUCGAAAGCCUUUGUGAAAUCAAAAACAUUGAAGCCAAAAACGGGGUGAAACUGACAACCGGUCUUCUCAACGGUGUAGAUUUAGAUGAGUUUGUCAAAGACAUGAUCAACAUUAAUGAACCAGUUGUGUUGACAUCUGAUGUUGUGUUUGAAGGUGAGGUAGUAGUUGAAAACGGGGUGAAAAUUGAGGGGUUGGUUAACGGGAUUGAGUUCUCCGAGGAAGAGUUAGUUUUGAAAGGUAUGGACCCAGUGGUGUUUGGUGGGGAGAAAGUUUUGGAAGGUGAUUUACAGGCGAAAUCAAUUGAUGUUGAUGCUUUGAAGACGUUCUGCAAAGUUGUAGUUGAGCCUCAAGGUGAUGGUUCACCAUCACAACCUUUCAAGGUUGUCGGGAAUGUGGAGUUUUCCAAGGAACCAACCAUCACGUUCCUGAACGAUCAGAAUGUCUCCGAGCUUUUAGAUUCGUUAUGGUUUAUGGAUGAGGAUAUCGUCAUCGAUCAUGACAUGGUUUUGGGAGAUGUUGAGUUGAAAGGUAACCUAAAUAUGAGCGCUGGAAGUGAGGUGAACGGCAAGAAUUUGACGCGUUUGCGGGAAGGGUACUUCAGUUUGAGCGCUGAUCAGAAGAUAACCAAUGACCUCAUUUUCGACAAGAUCACGGCAGGUGGGUUGAGAGUUGUGGAACGUGUUCAGGCUUAUAAGUUGGUGGCAGGAAUGAACUUUGACGAGUUUGUUGGUAGUGUAAUGCGUCAGAAGCGUCGCCAACGAGUGACGGCCAUCUUGGAUUUCGAGGAUGUGGAGGUGGACGGUGGGCUGAACGCGAAUGCGUCGUGGACGGUCAACGGAUUGGAUUUCAAGAGAGACCUGAUGCGUUGGAAUAACUCAGUUAACAUAGUGCGCGGAAAAACCCGCCUAACCAGUCUGAAGACGCAGUCUCUCGAAGCAAAACCAGGCGUUCUCAUUCAGGGCAUCGAUAUAAGCAAAUGGAAACAAUUGGCUGUUACGGGCAGCGGACGUUUCAACGUUUCUGGUCACAAAACGUUCGAUAGUAACGUCUAUGUUGAUGAGGAUUUGAGAGUUCAUGGACUAGUGAAUGGCAUCAGAUUCGAUCCAGACUCAGUUCUGUUGAGUGAGAGAUAUCAGACAGUGAAUGGCCACUAUCUAUUUUGGCCCGGAAACCGUGUUGGAUGUUGAAGAUAUCAUAUCUAAUAGUCUGGUGGAUGGUGUCAACAUCACAUACUUGCUCGAUCAACAGGUAUGCAAAGACGAUACGAACCACCUGAUAACAGGCAGCAAGACGUUCAGAUCUCGUUUCUCGGUGGCCAACCAAGUAGAGAUGCGACGCCAUUUUGCUGAUAUCGACUUAGUUCAACUCCACAAGCAGCUGAUGAGUCCCUACGAGGGACUAGCCAGGGAUAAUCGGCUCACUGCACUGGCCAGCAUUAGGAGAGACGUGGAACUCAGUCUCGCUACGCGCGCCCACCUGUUCACCGGCUGGGAGAAAGUGACACAGGUUACGGGGAGGGUUAGGUUGGCUUUGCCGCUGGAUGGAAGGAUGGAGCGGGUGGUUUUUGUUGGGAGAUUUAGCGCUGAAGAAGUAAGGAUGCGAUUGUCGCUGAAUUAUUGGGAUGUGCGGGGCAGGAGGUUUGUUGAAACAGAUGAACGAAGAUUCUUUAUGAAGAGACCAAUUGAUGCAACUGUUGUUGAAACUGCCAGCGGUGAGAAUAGACUUUUCACAUUAUUCAAAAGCAGCAAUGCAUCAGUGAGAACCGGAGUGAUAUACAACGUGAGUAGUAACGCAGAUGGCAGUUUAAGCCAUGUCUCAGUUGGCACUUUCGACACCAGUGCUGCCAACCGAAUGCUCUAUCUCACCGACAACUGUUUCCUGUUGUGGGGCCAACAAGUGCCUGAGUGCUACGUCUAUUGCAGUUGGCAACGCGUCUACAGUUUUCAGUGCUCCGAUGUCAAUCAGAUUAUAAGGUUCAAAAACGACAGUUCCGUACUUGUUCUGAUGGCCAAGUCAACUGGAGUUGUAGAAGUUAGAAGUUUUGUUGAGAACCAACUCCAGUAUGUUGCUACAUUGGCAGUCAAUGAGGAACCAGUGCUGCGUAUGGAUGUGAUAAGCCAUCCCAUUACUCAUCAUUCCAUUUUGGUGGCUUGUGGUGAAACGGCUGUCACAUUUAUGAGGUUUGAUCUCAAUUGGCAGAAGAUGGACAGUGCAUCGCUCUCUCUCCAGCAAGCCAGCGCACGCCUACUGGCUCUGCCGACCAAUGAGAUCGUUGCAAUUGUCAUGUCGUCCUGCUCUCCACCAACCACGUACAGGUGGGCGGGGCUAUCUCAACCGCAGGCUACCAACCUUCCCAUUGGCGGAAGCGAAGUGCGACAGGUCUACCAAUUCCAGGAUUCGCAAGGAGCUAACUACACACUGGUCGUUUCUGAUAAGGAAACAGCUGUGCUGAAACCGUUAUACUUUAUUGAUGAUUUUGAGGCAUAGGAGUGGUUUAAAAUGAUUGGAAGUGUCCUUGAAUGACUUUCAAAGUGUACCUGAGUGACUAUGAAAUCGCCUUGAAAUGAUGUUGUUUCUAAUAGAGAAACGGUGAUCAACUUUCAAACUAACAAGUGAUCUUAACUAAACUAACUAACUUCUCAACUGAACUAAACUAACUAACUUCUCAACUUAACCAAACAAAUCAAGUGAUCUUCACUUCCCUUGAAGUUAACGUCCGUUAACUUGACUCCUACGUUAAAUGACGUCAUUAUGGACCUUGGAACAAUUUGGUGAGUUUGAAAUAACGUUGCAUCUUCAAAGUAAUAGAGUUUGCUGAUUAGUGGAAACAGUAGAAUUUUGAAAACUAAAUACCUGAUUGGUUUUACUGUAGUAUCAAAGAAUAUGAUGUUUCUUGUUUUUUAUGUAUCUUGCUUGCCGUGCAAGUAUUUGUUGAAUGUUAUACAUUUUACGUAGAAAAUACUAAUACUAUACAUUUUUGUAUACAAAUUUAGAACGCCAAGUAUUUAGCUCUUGCUAUAUGGUAGCUUUCUUGAAAGUUUGUGAACUUUGUUGCAUUUUUUCUAUGAGAAAUACGUGUAGUUGCUGUACUUUUUUGGUAUUACACUGUAAUAAAAGUUUGUUAUAGUAGAG